UUAUGGCAUGAGUGAAUGUUUAACGCAUGAGAAGGUUUUGCUGGCGUAUUUUCUGGAUCAGUCAAAAAAUUACAAGUCCUCGUCAUUGUGGUGCAUGUACUCCAAGCUGAAAUGUAUGUUACGAAUAAAAAAUGACAUUGACAUUAGCCAGUUUUCUAAACUUUCUGCUUUUUUAAAAAAGUGUUCAGUUGGGUAUUCAGCAGAAAAAUCUUUGGUGUUCUCAAAGAAUCAGUUAAUAAAUUUUUUGACCUCGGCUUGUGACGAACAAUAUCUCCUUAUGAAGGUUGUUGCAAUAUUUGGAUUAUUUGGUGCUUGCAGAAGGAUAGAGUUUUACAAUUUAUGUGUAAGCGAUGUCCAAGAAGAGGGUGCAGUUUUUGUGGUGAAUCUCAAAGAUACGAAAACACAUCGACCCAGAACAUUCACAAUUUUAAAUGAUGAUAGCAUGAAUUACACUGAGCUCAUUAAAAAGUACAUAAAUUUAAGACCAAAGCAUGUUAAAAUAGAGAAGUUCUUUCUAUUCUAUGGUGCGGGAAAGUGUACGUGUAAUCCCAUUGGCAUCAAUACCUUUGGUCAAAUUCCUCGUAAAAUUGCCAAAUAUCUGAACCUUCCUAAUGCAGAUCAGUUCACUGGUCAUUCAUUUCGCAGAACGUCUGCUACAAUCCUUGCAGAUAGUGGCGCAGACAUUCGAACAUUGAAAAGACAUGGUGACUGGAAAAGCGAUGCUGUUGCGGAAGGGUAGGUAUGUGGCGGAUUCACGAGAAAACAAGAACAAAAUUGCUAGAACCUUAGGAUCUGUUAACACUGUUAGCUGCCAGAGAAUCAGGGAUUUGGCAUCUUCAUCAACUAUCUCAGUAUCUGGAAUUACUAGUGCAUCAUCGACUACAAAUGAAUGUGUUCUUCAAUC
Molecule: messenger RNA, 904 nt
Organism: Photinus pyralis (common eastern firefly)
Lineage: Eukaryota; Metazoa; Arthropoda; Insecta; Coleoptera; Lampyridae
Exons: 3
Coding region: 8-739 (243 amino acids)
Biological process (GO): DNA integration; DNA recombination
Molecular function (GO): DNA binding
Source: RefSeq, a predicted model, not a curated record